CCUGUAAAGGGUUGGACAUGUGAUUUUGGAAACAAAGUUAGGUGAGACUGGUAGAUGGAGUCAUUUUUUUGGAACUUCAGAUGGGUAUCAAGUAUUCAAUAUAUAAAACACUUUUGGGACAGUUAUUUCACGUUAAUAUAGAGAAAAAGUCUGUGGUACUAGUGCUACGACUCACCUUAAUUUAAUGGUGACAUCAUUUUUUUUUUGUUAUAAUAUAAACAUAAAUUCUUUGUCAUUUAUAUUAUAAUAAUUUUGUUAUCCGUCUGAGUCAACACUAGUUCUGGGUCAACAUCUUCUUCACUUGAAAGUUUGAAGAGCUGCUCGUGGGAGGGGGAGUUGAGGUUGGUAUGCUUAAUUAUCACAUGUUUACCAGAAGAGUUUCUUCAAGUAGGAGUCCAAUUCUGCCCUUGGCCCAAGAAAAUGUGAGAAGUUAUAAGUGUGGUUAUGAUUAGGAAAAACUAACUGGUAGACAGUAAAGUAACAGUUCAAAAUGUACAAAAUAGAAUACUGUUCUGUUAGUCACUUCGAAAAUCCUACUGGAUAGUCAACAAAUUUCAAUCUCCAUUUCUUUCUUUCAAGAAAGCACAAUAUGGUGAGACAGAGCUUGGAGGAAGGACUGUUACCAGGUUCUUCAAUUCUUAAACCAAAUGGAGGCAUUGGUGAUGGCAGUGAAUUAAAUGUAUAUCAAAGCGCUUCUUCCGCUACUCCUACUGUUUUGUUCAGCACCUUCAUUGCCAUAUGCGGUUUCUUCGUUUUUGGCUGCUGUGCAGGAUACUCGUCGCCUGCUGAAUCGGGAAUCAGGGAGGACCUGGGCCUCUCAGUGGCAGCAUUCUCGGUUUUUGGUUCAGUGAUAACAAUUGGUGGACUGGGAGGUUCAUUAAUAAAUGGGAAAAUAGCUGAUCUCAUUGGUCGGAGAAAAGCUCUCUGGUUUGCAGAUUUUUUCUUCAUCAUGGGGUGGUUGGCUAUAGCUUUUGCCAAGGAUGUCUGGUUCUUGGAUCUUGGAAGAGCAUCACUGGGAAUUGGAACUGGCCUCAUGGCUUAUCUGGCACCUGUAUAUGUUUCAGAAAUUACUCCUAAGAAUAUUCGAGGAGCAUUAACAUCAGCUAAUACGUUGAUGCUUACUUGUGGAAUAUCAUUAAUGUUCUUUCUUGGAACUGUUGUUUCUUGGCGCGCCCUGGCUCUAAUUGCUAUUAUUCCAUGCAUGGUGCAAGUGUUUGGUAUAUUCUUCAUUCCAGAAUCCCCUAGAUGGCUGGCGAUGACUGGUCGAGAGAAAGAAUUAGAUGCUACUCUGCAGAACUUAGAGAAGGGAUGCUGA
Pistacia vera is the source of this 1315-nucleotide messenger RNA. RefSeq names its product sugar transporter ESL1-like. Gene Ontology annotation, cellular component: membrane. Gene Ontology annotation, molecular function: transmembrane transporter activity. Gene Ontology annotation, biological process: transmembrane transport. NCBI's taxonomy places the organism in Eukaryota, Viridiplantae, Streptophyta, Magnoliopsida, Sapindales, Anacardiaceae. The coding region runs from base 590 to 1315 and encodes 241 amino acids. The record is from RefSeq and is a predicted model, not a curated record. The transcript has 9 exons.